This is a messenger RNA of Hippocampus zosterae (dwarf seahorse), 2923 nucleotides long. RefSeq lists its product as uncharacterized. The transcript is spliced from 2 exons. The coding region runs from base 248 to 1117 and encodes 289 amino acids. The record is from RefSeq and is a predicted model, not a curated record. Lineage: Eukaryota; Metazoa; Chordata; Actinopteri; Syngnathiformes; Syngnathidae.
CUUAGAAGCACUUGAGGGGGAUUUGAGUUGGCGAGAAAUACGAGCUGACUCAUUUUACCACUCACAUGUGGCUUUAUCUGACUUGACACAGAUAAGCGGAAGGGUUGUCGUCUGCCAUUGUGAGGUGACGUUGAGGCCGAAGUCCGGCCGUGAUGAAAAGGGACGGCCCAUUGCUUUUUAAUGUGUGCUUGAUUGAAGCGGCACUGCGGGAGAAAAAAACUUUUUUUUUACUGUGGUGUCGCGCUCGAUGCAUCGAAUACGUUUCAGCAGGAAGAUGAUGACGUUUGACGUUUGCUUCGUGCGGCUCACGCUUUUGCUCUUGCCGAGUCUAUUUGGAGUCAACGCGGAGCAUCUCCGAGCGGAGAACGUGCAUCUCCUCCCCGCUGAUCAGCAUCAUGUGGUCAUGAACUACGGAAUGAGAGUGCUACCGAGAGAUUGUCAUGAAAUGCUCCUGAGCUCUUCGGGUCACGCCAGAGAUGGUGUGUACCUGAUCCGGCCGGGGGACUCCGCCAUCGUGGUGUACUGCGCCAUGCGGGAAGGAGGAUGGACCAUCGUGCAGCACAUCACCGUGAACAGCAGCGUCAGCUUUGACCGAGCGUGGGCCGACUAUAAGCAUGGUUUUGGGUACGUCACUGGGGAUCACUGGCUGGGGAAUGAAUAUCUUCACCAGCUCAGCGCAGGCCCAGCACGCUACAAGCUGGGAGUAAAACUUGUGGAUCGAGACGCCGUGACAAAAACGGGAGAGUACGACCCUUUCAUGGUGGAGGACGAAUCAUCGGCGUACAGGCUGAGGCUGGGUUUGUUCCAGGGCACGGCCGGGGACGCCCUCAUGCAGCACACCGAGCACUACCUGCACGAUAAUCAGAAAUUCACCACCAAGGACAGAGACAACGAUAACUACUUCCAGAACUGUGCCAAGUUGGAGUUUCAGGGGGUGGCCGGUGGAGGUUGGUGGUACGACGCCUGCGCUGGUGCUAAUCUCAACCGCAGAAAUGUCAUCUAUUGGCAAAAGGACUGCAACAAGGAGCGACUGUGCAAGUACGCGUGGAUGAUGGUGAAACCGUCAGAAACUGUUAAACCUGUUCGUUGCAGUGACUGUAAAAAGGAUGAGCUAUGAGGACAUUUUUAGCACAGGAUACAAGGUGGCGUUGAGCAACUAUCAAGUCCAUACGUAAAUGUACAGGCACUUGGGUAGAAAAGACUGGUAUUGAUUCAUCGCUUUACGAAGGUCAAAGUAAAACAAUUACAGACUCGGAAAUGUACAAAUGAAAAAGUAAAAAUGAAUGCCUGUCAACUAGCUCUCACAAGAUAACACGCUUGCCACCAAUCAUUCUUGUCGCUGACAACAUCAGGGGGAAAAAAAGCUUCUCGUUAUUCUGGCCACGGAUGGGGAAUAGCUUGCUUUUCCAAGUCACUUGCAUCAUCAUUGUUCAUGCUCCCUGGUUCACUUUCUGCUUUGUAGUUCAACCGCUGUUGACUUCACGUCUCUAUUUACAUUGCGUCGUCAACCGCAAGGGUUGAAAAAAGUCUAUUUUGAAAAAAAUGAGAAGUAGAAAGUACAGAAAUCUAAUUUCAAAUAUUGAAAGUAAAAAUAAAUACUCAAGCUAAGUCGGUUAUGGGAACUAAAGUAUAACAGCUUUGCAUCAGACAUCAAGUCCCCCAAAAAUCUGCAGCACAUGGAUAUUUAUUUGAAAAAGGAUGAACACGGUUUCUCAAAUACAGAAGCAUACCAGCAACAAAUAAAACAAUUCAAAUUUUAAAAGCACCCAGCUUCGAUUUCCUUGUACAUAACAUCACGAAACAUUUGAAAUGCACACAUUUCACUUCCUGGUUUGAAAAAAAAAAUAUUUCCAAAAAGAGAAAAAUAUUGGCUUUGCGACAGUUUUUUUUUGUAAAAUAACUAUUUAGAAAUCGCGAUUUGAUGAUGAUGAUGACUUUAUUUCAGAAAGGCAUAUGGAAGUGCUGUAGUUUAAAUAUCGUGAAGACGAAGCGCACUAAGGUUUCAUGGUGCUCAGCAAAGCAGGACGCUGUCACACCUGCUCGUGAUUGUAAACAACAGCACAAUAAUUAAAAGCUCGACUGACUUUCAUCCCAACCGGGUUUCGCGCUGUACCCUUUCACACAGACGCUGUCCUGCCUCUGAUAUUUCCCUGAUACUAACUACGAAACAGAAAAACAACUUACCCCCACCGGCCCCCUCCUUUUUUUUGUAUCAGUGCAGCAGUUCAGACAGAACUGCGGCGGGAAUAAGCUCCCCCUGGCGGCUAGUAUGAAAAAUACUUCUCUCGUCACGCUGACCUUUUAAAGACUUUUUACAUUAGUUACAGUAACAUAUGUUUUUAAUCUAGGAUUAUUUAAUCGUGAGUUAAAUUAUGUGAACGCGGGAACAUUAAUUUGAUGCUGUGUAUAAAAAGAAAAAAAAAACGAAGUCCCUUCUUGUAGCCACAAUUACAGCUAUAAUGUACCAGUUGUAGGCGAGGCCUGCAGCCAUUUCACAUUUUGAAAACUUACCCUAACUUAAAAGUCAGCAAGAAAAUUUACUAUCGGCUGAACGCGAAUGUUUUCGAAUGUUGUAAUGUGGAUGUCUGUGAGGUGGCGAUUAGCAGCCUUCAGGUGGAAAAUGCAAAUGUUGACAUUAAAAUAAUGAUUGGCAAAUGCCACUGUGAUCAGGGGGUGAUUGAAGUGAAUUUGCAGUCCUUUGGCAUUGGAAGCGUGACCAGCCUAUUAAUGUGGCAAAACAUGUUCCCGUAAUAUUUACUGUCGCAAAUUUCAAAUGGUUCAUAUGAGUAAUCAGGACUGAAAGCUUUGCGUUCCAAAAUAUGCAUCUCGAAUAGAAACAUGGCCCAGUGUGAAAUGUGUGUCAAUUGUUACAUUUUCUGCAUGCAGGUAUCAGCAUUUGUUUUAAAGCUAGAGACAAAUAUUU